CACACUGCCCCAGAAAAGUGUCGGAGAGUGUGGCACAGCCUUGGUACCUUCUGCUAGUCAGUCACUCACCCUGAUGUGCCUGCUGACAUCCUUCCAUGGGCCGCCCUGCGUAGCCGUUGGAGACCCGAUGUUCGUGGGCCACCAGCUGCUGCAUCUUUCAAUUGCGACAGUCUUCGUUCAACGAGAUCCUGGCUCCGAAAACGAGCGGCGUGUGCAUGAUGAUCUUCGCAGGCACACCCCUGCCUACGUCAUCGCUCAGCUGCCUCAUGCCCUUUCCUUCUGUGGAUGCUUCACCGCUACGUCGACCACUCUGACGUCACAGCAGCACUAUAUAAGGCCUGACAAAACGUCACCCGCUUCCAGUGGGCUUGGCAGCAUGUCAGCAACGCCUCACGCUCACGCGAUCCGCUUGCCUUUCAUGCAGGUAUCAUGUUCAUAUUCUCUCUUCACCCGCCGUACCCGAUACAUGGCAUUAGUCGUGCUGCCAAGCCCACGGUGUUGCAUUGCCAUGAUUUGUGAGUGUACUCAUGUUAUUCUUAAUCUCUUGCUUCUAGCAGGCGAUAUUGAGGAAAACCCCGGUCCCACUCAAUCCGCUUCAUCACAGCCAUCUGAUGACAUAAUGUCAGUGCUGAACGCAAUUCAGAGCGGACAAGCAACACUCUUAGAUGAAAUGAAAUCAAUCCACUUAAAAUUAUCAGAAAAUGACAAAGCUCUCGACGAUAUAAAGAAAAGACUAGGGGAAAUAGAGGGCGUUUGUUCUUCGAUCGCCUUAGUCAAAGAACAAAUCCAUGAAGUUCAAGGCAUGGCAGAGCAGAGCACCAAGAUGUUUGCAAGUCUGGCUACCAGACUAGACGACUCCGAAGAUAGGGCUAGACGCUCAAAUCUAGUGUUUUUUGGGCUAAAAGACAAUGAACAUGAAACAUGGGAGCAAUCGGAGAAGUUAAUAAUCGAUUUCUGCAGCGCGAGCCUUGAAAGUUCUCUGCAACCAAGAGACAUAGAGGGCGCUCACAGAAUUGGCCGCUUUCGACCAAAUAACAAUCGACCCAUUAUUGUCCGAUUUUCCCACUUCAAAGAUAAGGAGGGCGUAUUAUCAAGAAGCGCGCGACUCAAGGGCACCAACUACAAGAUUACAGCAGAUUUCUCGCCAGCUACUCGCCUUGCCCGCAAAAAGCUAGUCGAAUUUGGUAGAACUCAACGCAAGCCUUUCAAGCUCCGUUAUGAUAAACUUAUACUCGACAACACUACUUACCUUUUUGAUUCUACUGAGCAGAAGGUCAUUCGACAGCCACGGUAGCAAUCACAUGACUCUUCUCAGCGAGAAUUUCCACGCACAGCUCUGUCUUUCGUAUAUACGAACAUAAGAAGUAUCCUGCCCAAACGCGACUCACUUUCACACAUAACAGAUACCACUGACUGCAAUUUUAUAGUUCUAACCGAAACUUGGCUAAAUUCAUCCAUUUCCGACACCGAACUACAGUGCUGUUUCCCUAAUUUUGUAAUUUUUCGGCGCGACCGAGAAAAUAAACGUGGUGGUGGUGUCAUGAUGGCCACCAAUAACAGUGUUCAGUGCUCCAUAGUUGAUGUAUCCUCUCCCUUAGAAAUCUUUUUUGUGCAUUGCCAAGUGUCUAAUCCACCUGUUGUAAUCGGAGUGUGUUACAGCCCACCUGAAGCCGACACGUCUUUCACAAAACAUUUCCAUGAUGCCAUUUAUUCCGUCACAACUGCAUUUCCAAACGCCCCACUUAUUUUAUUUGGUGACUUCAAUUUCCCCAGAAUAACAUGGUCAAAUGUAGCAAUAACUGCAUCAAAACACAAUGCUGAAAGUGACUUCUUAAACUCUUGUUUAACAUUCGGCUUAUCACAACUUAUCUCUAAACCUACUCGACAAACAGAACACUCCUCCAACAUUCUAGACCUAUUGCUUACGUCUCACCCUGAUAAUUUUAGUACAGUGUCAUAUUUAUCUGCCAUUAGCGAUCACUCUGUUCUUCAGACAACCUUUCAGUGCUACUUACCUAAUCCCAAGAAAAUUAAGAGAACAAUCACAUUAUACGAUAAGGGCAACUACAGAGCUAUAAACGAUGAACUAACAGCUUUCUCUGAAUCCUUUCUAAGCGAUAUUUUUAUGAGCACUGUCGAAACAAACUGGCACCUAUUUGAAACCAAACUACAGCACCUGAUAAAAGUUCACGUUCCAACCGUCACCUUAACCAUAAGGUCAACAUCCCCAUAGUUCAACGCCUCACUAAAACAUCUUAAAAAUAAAAAGAAGCGCCAGUUUCACUCCGCUAAGCAUUCAGACACCCAGUACGCGUGGGACAAAUACAAGGCAACUGAAAAGCUUUUCGA
This is a messenger RNA of Rhipicephalus microplus (southern cattle tick), 2349 nucleotides long. RefSeq lists its product as uncharacterized. NCBI's taxonomy places the organism in Eukaryota, Metazoa, Arthropoda, Arachnida, Ixodida, Ixodidae. The record is from RefSeq and is a predicted model, not a curated record.